This is a messenger RNA of Populus trichocarpa (black cottonwood), 696 nucleotides long. RefSeq lists its product as uncharacterized. The record is from RefSeq and is a predicted model, not a curated record. The transcript is spliced from 4 exons. Bases 84 to 437 code for a protein of 117 amino acids. NCBI's taxonomy places the organism in Eukaryota, Viridiplantae, Streptophyta, Magnoliopsida, Malpighiales, Salicaceae.
AGUUACAGCACAUCAAAACACUAGACAACGUGGCCACUCUGCUAAAACCCAAAAACCCCAUAGCAGGCAGCAGCUUUGCGGAGAUGGCAAUGGCAUGGAGGCAAAUAUUCACAAACACUAAAAGGGCUUUUUCAAUCCCACCAGAACGAGCGGUUUCUACACCUGGGCUCUCUAGAUUCUUCUCCAAAUCCUCCUCUCCUUACCUCGUGAAAGUUGGAAUUCCAGAGUUUCUAAAUGGAAUAGGGAAAGGAGUUGAAGCCCAUGUAACCAAGCUUGAAUCUGAAAUUGGUGACUUUCACAAACUUCUUGUUACUCGGACUUUGAAGCUCAAAAAACUAGGCAUCCCUUGUCAACAAAGGAAGCUGAUAUUGAAAUAUGCUCACAAGUAUAGGGUGGGACUGUGGAGGCCUAGAGCUCAACCUGUGAAAGCCAGUUAGAUUUUGGAGUCAUUGGAGGAUUACAAGGUGUAUCUACACCAAAGCAGGGCUGAUGAACAUUCUUGCAUGCAAUUAUGGUUUGGAAGAGUUUCAGGCUGCAUGAUAUGUUAAAUCUUUUUUUGUGGUUUGGUAUAAAGUUUAUGCUAGCCCAGAAUGUGUUGAAUUGGUUUGAAGCAAAACAGCUUGUUAGAUAUUAUGUAGCAUCGAGGGUGUCACUCUAUAGAUACUUGGCAAUUUAAGAAUCAAAUUUCCAUUACAA